AUGGUUGAAAUGAUUGAGAAAGGGGAAAUCAGUUCAGGUAAAGGUCUAAAUCAAGAAACUUCUUUGCAUAGACCAGGUGACACUCGAUGGGGAUCUCAUUAUAUUACUAUAGUUCGUCUUACAUCUAUGUGGCCCUCGAUAGUCAAAGUACUUGAAACAGUAUUUGAAGAUGGGGUCGAUCCAGAAAUAGGUGGCAAAUCUAAAGGGUUGCUUCAAAAGAUGGAAAAUUUUGAUUUUGUGUUUCUCAUGAUGUUGAUGAAACGCUUGUUGGGUAUGACUGAUGCACUAUCUUGUGCGCUGCAAUAUAAAGAUCAAAAUAUUUUGAAUGCUAUAAAUUUGAUAGUGAUUGUGAAAGAGGACUUGCAAGCAUUUCGAGAAUCUGGAUGGGAUGAUUUCUUGCAAGAAGUGGAAGCAUUUUGUCGGGCAAAUGAAAUUGAUGUUCCUAUCAUGGACGACAUUGUUCCAAGACGUAUUCGCAUGAAGAAUGAUGGAAAAACUAUUACAAACUAUCAUUAUUAUCGUGUUGUUGACUUAGUUAGUCAAGAAAUGAGGAAUCGUUUUUCUGAAUCCAGCACCGACUUACUCGAAUGUAUGGUAUGCCUUGAUCCAAGAAAUCAUUUCUCCAAUUUCAAUGUCGAUAAACUUGUUCAUCUUGCCACUCUUUAUCCGGAAGACUUUUCAUCCAUGGAGCUUAGCUUGUUAACUCAAGAACUUCGAAGUUUCGUGAGUGAUGCAAGAACAGAUACACGUUUCUCAGAUGUUGAAGAUUUAGGAACUCUUUCACAGAAGAUGGUUGAAAUGAUGAAAGAUAAGAUUUUCAAAUUGGUUUAUCGGUUGAUAAAAUUAGUCUUACUUUUACCAGUAGCGACAGCAUCUGUUGAAAGAGUGUUUUCUGCAAUGAAAUUUGUGAAGUCAGAGCUGCGAAAUAAGAUGGGAGAUGACUGGUUAAACGACGGUUUGAUGGUAUAUAGCGAGAAGGAGGUGUUUGCAACUAUUCCCAAUGAAAAGAUUUUUGAGUCGUUUUCAGAAAAUGGCUACUCGAAGAAGCCAACUAUCUCGCAUAACAUAAGAUUGUGUGAAUUUAAUGACAUGAAAUGCAGUUGA
Messenger RNA from Salvia splendens (bonfire salvia), 1104 nucleotides. RefSeq lists its product as uncharacterized. NCBI's taxonomy places the organism in Eukaryota, Viridiplantae, Streptophyta, Magnoliopsida, Lamiales, Lamiaceae. The record is from RefSeq and is a predicted model, not a curated record. Gene Ontology annotation, molecular function: protein dimerization activity. The coding region runs from base 1 to 1104 and encodes 367 amino acids. The transcript has 3 exons.